Molecule: messenger RNA, 1837 nt
Organism: Musa acuminata subsp. malaccensis (wild Malaysian banana)
Lineage: Eukaryota; Viridiplantae; Streptophyta; Magnoliopsida; Zingiberales; Musaceae
Molecular function (GO): zinc ion binding
Source: RefSeq, a predicted model, not a curated record
GGCGUCAAUUACUACCUCGGAGUACGUGAGACUUUACGGAGGUCGGUCGCGUGCUUGUGGGAAUGAAUGGAGCGUGCUUCUUCGAUCCAUCGAUUCGACUUCACGCUCGUGAUGGCAGAAACCAUGAAGCUAGGUGGUCCUCUCCUCUGCUCGGUUGCCCCGGAAUCCGCUAGAGCACUCCGUGACAAGGGGACGUGAGAGUGUGUGUGGAACAGCACCGAGCUCGGCAUUUGCACAAACAAGAGUGGGGCACGAACUCCGUCGACGCAUCCACGCGGUCCAUCGGUUUGAAUCGUGGGGAUGACAGGCAAAGAUCGAUCUGCCGGUGGCCAUUGCCCGCAAAACCAUGAACAGGAGGGACGAGAGAUGGCGCUGCUGCAUAUGGCUGCGGGUUCUUCUUGGAGUCCCGCACUAAUUACAAGAAUUAGGGGCCCUACCAACUGUCAGCAAGAAUCCAAAGCCUGCACAUAUCAUCGGUCUCUUCUUUUGCUGUGCAACCCAUCUCUGGCUUUCCUCCCCUCGUGUCUGUCGUCGGUGGUUCCUGCAAGCGGAGCGAGUUCACAACCUUCUCUGCUGCUGCUGUUAGAAUCUUGUAUGCAUUCAGCCUUUCUUCCUCCAUCUAGGGAGGCAGAAGCAGGAAUUCCCUAGUGUGGUCACUGUGAAUUGAAUCUUUUCCUUUUUAUUCUGUUCCCACUUUGAUAAGCAUCUUCUCGUUCUCAGAAUGCAAGGCGCAUUGCAUGAAACUUAGGGUUCAGGAUCGUCCGAGCUUGUCUCAUAUGAUGGCAUUUUAGGCGCAGUUUCUGCUGUUAGUUAAUUUGGAUCAGGCCUGUCAUGGAACCUUCUCUUGAUUGAUCUCUGCUUUUAUGUCUCUGUCUUCCAGGAGUUGCCCAUUGUAUACUAUGCUUUUGGAUCAGUUUCAUUGCUGACUUCAAAGAUUAGGUCAAAAAGAGUCGGUUCUGUGGUGGGAUGUCUGUUCCCUGAUACUUGACUAAGGACCUGUUCUUGUUCUUGUUCUUGUUAUCGUUGUGCUUCUUACUCCAUCAAUGGAGUAGAUCCAUAUGUAUACAAGUUCUUGGUUUAUCUUUGUUUUAGCCUUUCCAAAGAUACUAACUUUUAGGACAGUCCAUGCCCUAUUACAAAUUUCUGCUUCUAAAAUCCUUGUCAAAUGGGUAAAAAGGAUCGAAAAUCCUCUGGGGAUAUAGAAGAAGGGACACACCACUCUCACCUGAAUGAGAGUGAUGAUGACAGCCUUUGCUUCUCAGAUGCAGAAGCACAUUCUUGUCAUUCGCCAUAUGGCUCUAGUGGCAAUGGCCGUCGGGUCUCAGCUCAGGAGAUCGAUGGAUUUCAAGAGCCUUGUGGAAAAUCCGGCGUCUCAGAGUCUUCACUCGGAGAUGAUCUGGAGAAUGGUGCUUCAGAGGUAAAAGUUAACGUAGAUAGAGCUGAGCAAGAUUGCAGGAUCUGUCAUCUCAGCUUGGAGAAGGCAGCUCCAGAGUCAGGAGUCCCGAUCGUAUUAGGCUGUUCCUGCAAGGAUGAUUUAGCUGCUGCCCACAAGCAGUGUGCUGAAACAUGGUUUAAGAUCAAAGGAAACAAGAUCUGUGAGAUUUGUGGUUCAACCGCACGCAACGUGGUUGAUCUGGUUGAGUCUGAGCCCACAGAGCAGUGGAGUGAGGCUAAUUCUUCUACAGCUCCACCUGCUGCCCCACCAUCGGAAACUCGGAGUUUUUGGCAGGGGCACCGUUUUCUUAAAUUCCUCCUCGCAUGUUUGGUGCUUGCCUUUGUCAUCUCCUGGCUCUUCCAUUUCAAUGUUCCAGGGUGAAUGCUAGAGGUUUGCAAGAGA